Messenger RNA from Darwinula stevensoni, 1449 nucleotides. Lineage: Eukaryota; Metazoa; Arthropoda; Ostracoda; Podocopida; Darwinulidae. The record is from the annotation of a GenBank genome assembly.
AUGAGCUCGUAUUUAGUAUAUUCAAAUGAUGAAAUGGCCCAUUAUGAUCGCGAAAUGACCAAUUCUGAUCGCGAAAACGGAAUGCAAGAUGAGAUUCUGCUUCCUACGAUGAGUACUGUGCUGUACCGUGUGGCUUGGAGACCAUCCGCGCGCGGAAACGCGACGCGGGUCAACUUUGAGAAUCGUCACCGGAACGCUCUCGCCCACCCUUGGUUGCCCUGGUUGCACUCGAGCAUCUCUCCGUCUGAAAUCCGAAGGCGUGAGAAUUGCAUGCGAGAGUUCCUCGACUUCGUCCAAGACUUCGGAUGCCCACCGCCGGUCAGACUGAAAUCCCCGAAACCAUUCUGGCAAACAGCUCGCGACCUGAUGGCGUCGUCUUUCGGCACUGAAGAAGAGUGGAGAAAAGAAUGGCACGACUCCACCGUGCCAAACAGAUUCCUCAUCGAGAACGCGACCAGAGAACCGCCGAGCUCUCGCCCGCGGAAAUUCUGGGUCACACUGAACCAGAUCCGCACGCCAGGACCAGGCACUAUCUGUACAAAUGGCAGUACAAGUGGCACUACACGCACUGGAUAUGGACUCUGCAACCUGGUUAUCGACUUCGCAAUCUGGAGACAGGCAGAGAAGAUAGCUGAACUGAAGGCUAAGGAAACUCGUGAAGCUAUCAAUUCUCCCACGAGGAACGCAGUCAACCAGAGGCUUCGAGAGGAGAGAGUGGACGACAUCGCCGUCGAUGAGUACGAAAGUCCUGUUGAACUCGAUCACGAGGGCGAGGCAGAUCCUGUGCCGAAAGUCAAACUUGGCCCCGAUGGACAAAUCAUCAUCGAUGAACAGAGUCUUAUGAUCGAGACGACGGCGAAGAAGCAAGCGUCGAAACUGAUCGAGAAGAGUCCAGUCAUAUUCGAGGGAGACUUUCCCCGGCCUUUCAAGUCGAGCAAACGCAAGUCGAGGCCGAAGGACUGGUCCAUCAGUGAAACGAAACGGUUCUACAAAGCGCUCAGCAUCGUCGGAACGGACUUCAGCAUCAUGUUGUCGCUCUUCAAGAACCGGAAGCGGUACGAGUUGGUGCGGAAGUACAAGCGAGAGUUGGCCAUGAACCCGGCCCUCGUCGACAAGGCCUUGACGGCUGGGAUGGACUUCGAUCCUGGCUAUUUUGAUGACAUCAUCUGCAGUUCGAUCCCUUCUCAAGAGAUGUGGAAUAUGCCAGAUGUGUCGGUGAAGGCGUUAUCAACUUUGCAAAGUAGGGAGGAUGCCCGAUGGAACAGACUGUUACUUUUCUCUGCCGUGGGAGCACCCCAGAUUUGUGGGGUUGUGGUACUGGCAGCAUGGUAUUGGCAUCAUAAUGGGGUAAAACCAUCAAAGUUCGGACCUGCUGCAAAAAUUGUUGCAAAACUUAGCGUUCGCGGGGCCGCCUUCAGAAAUGGUAACAUGAGAGGAAUUCGUUACUGA